Molecule: messenger RNA, 1702 nt
Organism: Musca vetustissima
Lineage: Eukaryota; Metazoa; Arthropoda; Insecta; Diptera; Muscidae
Product: glutactin
Exons: 7
Coding region: 8-1702 (564 amino acids)
Source: RefSeq, a predicted model, not a curated record
GAGAUCAAUGGUAUUCAGUUUUAUUAAAACAUUCGGUGUGCUCGCUAUGCGUAUUGUGGUAUUUUGUUUAGUAGCCGUAUUGGCUGUGUCCACUUUUCAUGGUUCGUCAUCGUCAACACAAUCGUCUGUUACUGUAGAUUUGCCGGGUCAAGGUACAAUUUUGGGUGCUUAUGGAACAACGUCAUGGACAAACCAGACAUUUAUGAAAUUUUUGGGUAUACCAUAUGCUGAGUCUCCCAGUAGGGAUUUAAGAUUUAAGCAUGCUGUCAAAAAACUACCCUGGAGACAUGUUUUUGAUGCCACAACCCACGGACGUCGUUGCCCAGUUAUAACCACAAUUAGAGAAUUAAAAGAAACUGAACUCAGUCAGGAUUUGGAAGAUUGUCUAAACUUGUGUGUCUAUACCAAAAAUCUGACAGAUCUAAAACCUGUAAUGUUUUAUAUAUACGGAGGCGGUUUUUACAAUGGUUCAAAUAUCGAUCAUCCUCCCAAUCAUUUACUAGAGAAAGAUAUUGUUUUGGUUGUACCCAAUUAUCGUGUUGGUGCAUUGGGUUGGCUAUCAACCAGAACAGAGAAUAUGCCAGGAAAUGCUCCGAUCAGUGAUCUUUAUGUAGCAUUGCAGUGGGUACAGGAUUAUAUACAUCUAUUUGGUGGUGAUCCCAAACAAGUUACAAUAUUUGGUCAAAGUGCUGGCACAACAAUGUCCGGAUCGUUAUUGUUUAGUCCAAAAACUCCCGAAACAUAUUUUCAACGUUCUAUACAACAAUCGGGUUCAAUAUUUUCCUCGUGGGCCAUUACACGUAAUCCCAUGGAACAGGCUGAGCGCAUAUGUAAUGCAGUUGGUUGCAAAUUUUGUGAAAAUAUCGAUCUAUUGUAUGUGUGUUUGCGUAAUGUAACAGUACCGAAAAUUCUGGAAGUUACCGAGCAGGAAUCUUUUUCACCAAUCAUUGGCGAUUUUUAUGGUAUAUUGCCUCGUGAACCUGCAGAACUUAUUGCCGAGUUAAAUAGAUCGAUACCAUUGAUGACGGGCUUUACAAAACACGAUGGAUCGUUUGUACUGGCAUCUGUAUACGAUGGUGUUAAGGCUGCCAUUGGUAAUUUUAGUUAUAUUACGGUGAGACAGUUUACCAAUAUUAUUAUGGAUAUGGCAAAGGAUAAUACUGGCCUUGCCAAUAAUUUGCUAUUCAAGAUGUUAUUUACCAAUGAGCUACUGCAGAGCACAGAUCACAAAAAGGCCCUCCCAGCUUAUUUUGAUUUGACAAAUAUUGUUUCUAUGAAAUCUCCAGUUAUUACUUUAGCCACCAGGAUGUUGCAAAAAGCCUUGGCACCUGUUUAUUUAUACAGUUUCGAUUAUGAAGGCAGCAAUACACGCUUUGGUUAUGAAUUUGGCAAUGAGCAUUAUCCCUUUGAGGGUGGUGUUCAUCACUCGAAUGACAAUAUUUAUUUGUUUUCCACCCAUAAACUAAAUGAAGCCGAUACUAAAGUUGCCAAAAAUAUGGUUCAACUUUGGACAUCGUUUGCCAUUACGGGUAAACCAAGUUUGGAAAAUAAUAUGGAAAUAUUACCAAUGAAAGAUGAGGACGGCCCAUACUUCCACAUAAAUAGUGACGUCACCAAUGAUUAUGAUGUUCUAAAAGAGCUGACCGUUACAAUAGAUGACCCAGAAAAUUACAAAUUGGAUAGACCGAAUAUUGAGUUUUAG